UCCCAUCUCAUCUCCAUUAGGCACAACUACAGGGCACACAGUCCAAAAGAGAUCACUAGUGCUGCUCUCACAGCAAAGCCAUUGAGAGGACACUAAAGAUCAAGCAUUAGAAACAGUCACACAAAGAUGGCAGAAUUUCAGCAUCCUCCAAAAUCCACAGGCUUUGUCUCAAAGGGAAAUCAGAAUGUCCACCUGGAACCACGUAUGGUAUCUUCUGAGGCUAUACCAAAAUAUGAAACUAUUCAAGUUGUCUACCAAGAUAAAAUCACUAAAAUAGUGCUGAAUAGGCCAAAGAAAAAAAAUGCUUUUAGUGUUGAGAUGUACCAAGAAGUGUGUACUGCACUGGAUGAUGCUGGACAAGAUGAUUCUGUAUUAACAGUAGUAACAGGGCAAGGAGACUACUUUAGCAGUGGCAAUGACUUGAGUAAUGCUCUUCGGCCUCUCACAGGAAGUCCUGAAGAGGUGAUGAAAGGAAGAGACGGGACAGUAAGGGAUUUGAUUGGUAAAAUCAUUGAUUUUCCUAAACCUCUUGUAGCCAUGGUAAAUGGGCCUGCAGUUGGGAUUGCCACAACUAUUCUUGGCCUGUUUGACCUUGUGUAUGCUUCUGAUAAGGCCACAUUUAAUACACCAUUCAGCAAGUUGGCAUUAUAUCCCGAGGGAUGUUCUUCUUAUACAUUCCCUAAGAUAAUGGGUUUGUCAAAGGCUAUUGAGGUACUAGUUUUCAACAAAAUAUUGACUGCUCAAGAAGCUUAUCAUGUAGGCUUGGUGGCUGAAGUGUUCCCUGACUCUACAUUCCAGCAGGAAGUUUGGUCCAGACUGACAGUUUAUGCCACUUUGCCAAAAAAUUGCUUGGCCCUGUCCAAACAAACUGAUUCGAAAUUUAGAGAAAGAGAAAACCUUCAUGAAGUUUGUGAUAAGGAGUUGGAAGCUAGUGCUUCAUGGAUAUUUUUCAGAAGAAGCCCAAAAGCGCUAUCCAAAAUUUUGUCAAAGGAAAUCAAAGCUGUGAUGCUUUAUUUCUUUCUAAUGAAAGAUCACCCAGAUAUUUACUGUUGUCCAAUUAACACUUAUUACACAAGCUACAUCGUCUUAAUAAACAUUCUAUGUAUGAGUAAUCCUUAAACAUAAUUAUAUAAUCGGU
Bufo bufo (common toad) is the source of this 1138-nucleotide messenger RNA. Its product is annotated as enoyl-CoA delta isomerase 2-like. Lineage: Eukaryota; Metazoa; Chordata; Amphibia; Anura; Bufonidae. Bases 127 to 1119 code for a protein of 330 amino acids. The record is from RefSeq and is a predicted model, not a curated record. The transcript is spliced from 9 exons.